Messenger RNA from Rhineura floridana, 3549 nucleotides. It is a transcript of the gene CAMKMT, whose product is annotated as calmodulin-lysine N-methyltransferase. The coding region runs from base 250 to 1203 and encodes 317 amino acids. Gene Ontology annotation, molecular function: calmodulin-lysine N-methyltransferase activity. Lineage: Eukaryota; Metazoa; Chordata; Lepidosauria; Squamata; Rhineuridae. The record is from RefSeq and is a predicted model, not a curated record. The transcript is spliced from 11 exons. Gene Ontology annotation, cellular component: cytoplasm.
AGCAAAAACUCCUCAGCGAUCAGGCGGGUUGCUCCAUGUGGGUUGGCCAUUGGCCGUUGCGCUCUCUCUCUCUCUCUCUCUCUCUCUCUCUCUCUCACGAGGCGGCGGGACACUCCAUGGAUCUUACGGGCUAUUAGUUUCCCGCUGAGUUCUCUUCUUUCUCCUCCUCCUUCACCACCCUGCCUCAGUGUGUUUUGCCUUUUGGGCGCACUCCCUCAAGUUUGAGCUCAAGCGUGAGCUGCUCUCACCAUGAGCAUUUCUCCUCCUGCUGACAGGUGUCAGGCAGAAGGAGAGGAGGGAGACCCCAGGGAAGGCUGGGGAGGAAGCAGGCAAGCAGCCGCUAAAGCCCGCUGGAUGCUUCUCAGACAGGUUCUGAAGCAAAAACACUUGAAGAAUGUCCACCUUCAGCAAGUAUCAGUAAGGAGAUUUGCUUCAUUCAGUCUCUUUUCAAUAACAGAAGAAAACAGAAGAGUGACAGAUGACCCUGGAACCUGGAUUCAGUACAAAAACAUAUAUUAUCCUGAGUAUAGUAUAUCAUUAAAAUGUAACAGUGGACUAUUAAAUGUUGAAGAUGUUCUGACAAGUUUUGACAACACAGGAAAUGUUUGUAUCUGGCCUUCUGAAGAGGUACUAGCUUACUACUGCCUCAAGCACCAUGAAAUGUUCAGGGGCCUUGCUGUGUGUGAGCUAGGGGGUGGCAUGACAUGCUUGGCUGGGCUUAUGGUUGCUAUUUCUGCAGAUGUCAAAGAAGUUCUGUUAACUGAUGGAAAUGAAAAGGCCAUCAAAAAUGUAAGUGACAUAAUCAGAAGAAACCAAAAUACAGGAGUGCUUAGAGCCCAAGCAGUCUCAAGCUGCAUUUUACGAUGGGAUAAUGAGACAGAUGUCUCUCAACUGGAAGGACAUUUUGACAUUGUUAUGUGUGCUGACUGCCUGUUUCUGGACCAGUACAGAGCUAGCCUUGUGGAUGCAAUAAAGAGAUUACUCCAACCCAGUGGAAAAGCAAUGAUAUUUGCUCCGCUCAGAGGGAAUACUCUAAACCAGUUUUGUAAUAUAGCUGAAAAAGCUGGUUUCUCUGUCCAAAGACAUGAAAAUUAUGAUGAACACAUUUCAAACUUCCACUCCAAGUUGAAAAAAGAAGAAAAAGAUAUUUAUGAUGAAAACCUCCACUACCCAUUUCUUCUAAUCCUAACCAAACAUUUAUAGAAUAUGUGAUUGAUAUGUUUUUAUUCCAAAUAGUGGUAGUGCGGGGGGGGGGGGUUAGAAUAUAACCAAAGUGAUCAAAAGUUUUCAUCACUUCUUGAGAAGAGAGACCCCCAAGCCAAAUAGUAUAUCAGUCUUAGAACUUGUGUGUCUGUUUUAUUAAAAAGUAAGUCUGAUAAGACUUGAAGCCUUAAAAGAGCUCCAUUUCUCUCCACUUGUGACUAUCAUCACGCACCCAGAUUCUUCAUUUCCACAAAAACAGCCUUUCCUAUUAUAUCCGAAAGCAUAUGGUCUGUGGCUGUGUUCGACCAGCUGUAAAAUACUAACGGAUUUAUCAUUGUUUCUUGUACGUGAGGAAAGAGGUACUGGAUAAUAGUUGGACAGCCUACACAUCACAUCAUAUUCUAUAUAGCCUCAUGAUAUAUUUUGAUUUCCCCCCAUCCCUUCUCCCUUGUGCUAUUCUUGAAAUUUGCCUUCUGGGUUUUCCUUCCCCUUUCAGAGUGAAGUGCUUCAAACUUGCUUUGCUAAUGUUUUUUGACAACAGGAUUUUUUUUUUUGGUCCUUUCCCUGUAGAUGUAUAAGAAAUUACUGCCAAACCAAAGCCUCAUAAACUGACCAUUUGUCCUCUGGACACAAUGCCUUGGCCAACCCUCUGCUCCUCCUCUCCAAUUAUGUGUGAUUAGUCUCAGUGUGUUGUGUCAAGAAGGGGGAGUGUGCUGAGUACUUAUUAUCUGUUUAGGUACAAGAAGAGUGCUCUGGGUAUGAAUGAGAAGUGAGGCUUUAUCAGUACUGAAAUCUAACUGCAACUGUUCCACAGACCUCUUGUUAAAGAUAGAUCCUUGCCUGAGCAAUUUUGAAUGCUAUAGCAACUGUGGGAUUUCCUUUGCCCCAUCCCUCUCUGCCCCCCCGCCACUCACCCAAAUAUUUUCAAAUCUUAUUUAAGCUAACAUAAUUCACAUAUUUAGUUAGCAUUUACAUUCCAGAAACAAUACCUGCCUUUCAAAGCACAAGACAAUACUGUUUGGGUUUGUUUUCUCACCAAUUUUUGGAAUUGCCACUCUCAGAUGUUCACAGCCUAAAUUUUAAAAAUUAUCAAAUCCAAAUAACCUUUUUUAAAACCUGGUUUUAAAAAGGACCCCUUGCAGUAUAAAAUAUUAAUGCAGUCCACUGUGCAAUUUAUUGGUGAAAUGCAUUAAAAUAAUUACCUUUUGGUUUGCUGCUUUUCAUCUUCAUUGAACAAACAGUGGUACACAAAAGUCCUGUUCCCUUCCUUGCUCUCCUCAAAUGUGUUUCUUCACCACCAGUUUGCAUGUACUUGUAUUCAGCACUUUUUAUGCUCCAUUAGAGCACCUAUAUGGAUCCCAGAAGGCACAGGUCAAGUCGCAGUUAGAUCAUACAUUUCUUUCUCACAAAAACCUGAAUUGCAAUGCCAAGUGAUGGGCUAACAUCACAAUAACAGCAAUUUAUUCCUCUUUUGAUAAAACAGCAGUCUAUUCUCAGUGUUGGAUAAAGACCAGGGGCAAUGCAAACCAGCCAUUUAUCCUAGUAUUUCAGUGGUAGAUUUCCUUUUAUGGAUUUUAUGGAUUUCACAUUGAGACUCUUACUGCAUGGGAUUUCUGCUAAGAAAUGAUAAGAAUGCAGAGAUGGCGGAGGUUUGUUACAGAUGGAACUCUCCGUUCAAUCAGUAUGUAUUCAUAGGUACAUAUAUACCAACAAGGUAUGUAUUCAACAGAAAUCUCAUAAUAGAUAAACAAAAAUCAGCUGAAGCAUAAAUCUUCUGCAAAAGUGUUUAAAAACAGGACAAAUAAACAUGCCAACUUUAUCUGAUGACCCUGGAAAUUAUUGCUCUCUUUUUUUCCUCUGAGGAGAUAACAAGUAUAUCAAAAUGAACAACUAAUUAUUGUUGUUUGUUUCUUUUCCCUGCCUGUCAUGUCAGUACAAGCUGGUGUCUCAAAUGCAGGCUAUUAUCCCAUAAGGGUUUAAUUGAAGGGGUCUUAAGAACACGAUCCUGCAAACAUUUAUGCAUUGAGGCUGAAUGGUGAAGCUAAAUUGCUCAUGCAUAUAAUUGAUGAAAGGACUAGGGGGCCUAGACUGUAGCAUUUGCUGUUUACGAUCAUUGUAUAACAUCAACAUUUUGCUUCAUUCCUCCUUUUGGAUCCCUACUGUAAGAAAAAUAAUAGAGGUGGUAUUUUUGGAACAUGUUUUAUUGUGGGAUGCCCCUUCUGAUAUUUUCUUUUACACUAGAAUAGUUGUUGACAAACAUUUGGAUGGUGUUUCUACUUCCAAAAAUGUUAAUAAAUAUUUUUAAAAACUUACAAGCUUGCAAAAUCUGUACAUGUAACUGUAAUG